Molecule: messenger RNA, 3450 nt
Organism: Elephantulus edwardii (Cape elephant shrew)
Lineage: Eukaryota; Metazoa; Chordata; Mammalia; Macroscelidea; Macroscelididae
Gene: CARD11
Product: caspase recruitment domain family, member 11
Exons: 23
Coding region: 7-3450 (1147 amino acids)
Biological process (GO): positive regulation of canonical NF-kappaB signal transduction; regulation of apoptotic process
Molecular function (GO): protein binding
Source: RefSeq, a predicted model, not a curated record
CCAGAGAUGGACGACUACAUGGAGACGCUGAAGGACGAGGAGGACGCCUUGUGGGAGAACGUCGAGUGCAACCGGCACAUGCUCAGCCGGUACAUCAACCCGGCCAAGCUCACGCCCUACCUGCGCCAGUGCAAGGUUAUCGAUGAGCAGGACGAGGACGAGGUGCUCAGCGCCCCCAUGCUGCCGUCCAAGAUCAACCGGGCAGGCCGGCUGCUGGACAUUCUCCACACCAAGGGGCAGCGGGGCUAUGUGGUCUUCCUGGAGAGCCUGGAGUUUUACUACCCGGAGCUGUACAAGCUGGUGACUGGGAAGGAGCCCACCCGCAGGUUCUCCACCAUCGUGGUGGAGGAGGGCCACGAGGGCCUCACGCACUUCCUGAUGAACGAGGUUAUCAAGCUGCAGCAGCAGAUGAAGGCCAAGGACCUGCAGCGCUGUGAGCUGCUGGCCAAGUCUCGGCAGCUGGAGGAUGAGAAGAAGCAGCUGACCCUGACGCGAGUGGAGCUGCUGACCUUCCAGGAGCGCUACUACAAGAUGAAGGAGGAGAGAGACGGCUACAACGACGAGCUGGUCAAGGUCAAGGACGACAACUACAACUUGGCCAUGCGCUAUGCCCAACUCAGCGAGGAGAAGAACAUGGCGGUGAUGAGGAGCCGGGACCUCCAGCUCGAGAUCGACCAGCUGAAGCACCGGCUGAACAAGAUGGAGGAAGAGUGUAAGCUGGAGCGGAACCAGUCCCUGAAGCUGAAGAACGACAUCGAGAGCCGGCCCAAGAGGGAGCAGGUGCUGGAGCUGGAGCGGGAGAAUGAGAUGCUCAAAACCAAGAUCCAGGAGCUGCAGUCGGUCAUCCAGGCCGGCAAGCGCAGCCUGCCUGACUCAGACAAGGCCAUCCUGGACAUCCUGGAGCAUGACCGGAAGGAGGCGCUGGAGGACCGGCAGGAGCUGGUCAACAAGAUCUACAACCUGCAGGAGGAGGCCCGCCAGGCCGAGGAGCUGCGUGACAAGUACCUGGAGGGAAAGGAGGACCUGGAGCUGAAGUGCUCGACCCUUGGGAAGGACUGUGAGAUGUACCGGCACCGAAUGAACACAGUCAUGCUGCAGCUGGAAGAGGUGGAGCGGGAGCGAGACCAGGCCUUCCACUCACGGGACGAGGCCCAGACACAGUACUCACAGUGCCUCAUCGAGAAGGACAAGUACCGCAAGCAGAUCCGCGAGCUGGAGGAGAAGAAUGACGAGAUGCGCAUAGAGAUGGUGCGGAGGGAGGCCUGCAUCGUCAACCUGGAGAGCAAGCUGCGGCGCCUCGCCAGGGACAGUGGCAGCCUUGACCAGAGCCUACCCCGGAACCUGCCCGUGACCAUCAUCGCCCAGAGCUUCGGGGACGCCAACCCCAGGACCAAUGGCCAGGAGGCAGAUGAUUCCUCCACGUCCGAGGAGUCACCUGAGGACAGCAAGUACUUCCUGCCCUACCACCCACCCAAGCGCCGGAUGAACCUAAAGGGCAUCCAGCUACAGAGAGCCAAGUCUCCCAUCAGCCUGAAGCGAGCGUCAGACGGUCAAGGCCGAGGUCAGGAGGACGAAGAUCCGGACGCCAGCCCCUGCUCUUCCAGCUCCCUGCCCCCCAGCAGCACCUUCACCAAGAUGCCACCCCACCGGAACCGCAACAGCAUCAUGUCCAUCACUGCCGAGCCCCCUGGGAACGACUCCAUCGUCAGGCGCUACAAAGAAGACGCACCCCAUCGCAGCACAGUUGAAGAAGACAAUGACAGUGGGGGGUUUGAUGUCCUGGACCUUGAUGAUGACGGUCAUGACCGCUACUCCUUCGGACCCCCGUCCAUCCACUCCUCCUCCUCCUCCCACCAAUCUGAGGGCCUGGACGUCUACGACCUGGAGCAGGUCACCCUCAUGUUCCGGAAGUUCUCUCUGGAAAGGCCCUUCCGCCCAUCAGUCACAUCUGGGGGUCACUUGCGGGGCCCAGGGCCAGCAGUGCAGCAGGCCACGCUCAGCGGGGACGGCCUCACUACCCAGCUCACCCUGCUGGGAGGCAACGCACGAGGCAGCUUCGUCCACUCUGUCAAGCCAGGCUCCCUGGCUGAGAAGGCCGGCCUGCGAGAGGGCCACCAACUGCUGCUGCUGGAAGGCUGCAUCAGAGGUGAGCGGCAGAGUGUGCCCCUGGACUCCUGCACCAAGGAGGAGGCCCACUGGACCAUCCAGCGAUGCAGCGGCCCUGUCACCCUGCACUACAAGGUCAACCAGGAAGGGUACCGGAAGCUACUAAAGGACAUGGACGAGGGCCUCAUCACUUCGGGGGACUCGUUCUACAUCCGGCUGAACUUGAACAUCUCCAGCCAGCUCGACGCCUGCUCUAUGUCCCUCAAGUGUGACGACGUCGUGCAUGUCCGAGACACCAUGUACCAGGACCGGCACGAGUGGCUGUGUGCAAGGGUGGACCCCUUCACAGACCAUGACUUGGACAUGGGUACCAUCCCCAGCUACAGCCGCGCCCAGCAACUCCUCCUGGUCAAGCUGCAGCGGCUGAUGCACAAGGGUGGCCGAGAAGAGGUGGAUGGUGCCCACCACACCCUGCGGACCCUACGGAACACCCUGCAGCCCGAGGAGCCCCAAGCCACAAGUGACCCGCGCGUCAGCCCCCGGCUCUCACGAGCGAGCUUCCUCUUUGGCCAGCUCCUCCAGUUUGUCAGCAGGUCUGAGAACAAAUACAAGCGCAUGAACAGCAAUGAGCGGGUUCGCAUCAUCUCAGGGGGCCAGCUGGGGAGCCUGGGCCGGGCAUCACUGGACAUCACCAAGCUGCUGAGCGAAAAACAGGAAGACCCAGAGCCCGAGAGCGAGCUGAGCAGAAAUCUCAGCCUUGUGCCCUACAGCCUAGUGCGUGCCUUCACCUGCACACGACGCCGGCCGGUGCUUUUCUCACCCUCCAUGCUGGCCAAGACGCUAGUGCAGAAGCUGCUUAACUCAGGGGGCGCCAUGGAGUUUACCAUGUGCAAGCCAGACGUCGUCACAAGAGACGAGUUCCUCAGGAAGCAGAAGACCGAGACCAUCAUCUACUCCCGAGAGAAGAACCCCAACACCUUCGAGUGCAUCGUACCCACCAACAUCGAGGCCGUGGCCGCAAAGAACAAGCAUUGUUUGCUGGAAGCUGGGAUUGGCUGCACAAGAGACCUCAUCAAGUCCAACAUCUACCCCAUCGUGCUCUUUAUCCGUGUAUCUGAAAAGAAUAUCAAGCGCUUCAGGAAGCUGCUUCCCCGGCUGGAGACGGAGGAGGAUUUCCUGCGUCUGUGCCGGCUGAAGGAGCGGGAGCUGGAGGCGCUGCCCUGUCUGUACGCCACUGUGGAGGCUGACAUGUGGGGCGGGGUGGAGGAGCUCCUCCGGGUCAUCAAGGACAAGAUCAGCGAGGAGCAGCGCAAGACCGUGUGGGUGGAUGAGGACCAGCUGUGA